Phyllopteryx taeniolatus (common seadragon) is the source of this 1923-nucleotide messenger RNA. RefSeq names its product CDC42 effector protein (Rho GTPase binding) 1b (gene cdc42ep1b). The transcript is spliced from 5 exons. Lineage: Eukaryota; Metazoa; Chordata; Actinopteri; Syngnathiformes; Syngnathidae. The record is from RefSeq and is a predicted model, not a curated record. The coding region runs from base 497 to 1546 and encodes 349 amino acids.
UUCACUUGCCACCAGCGUAGCCAGCGUGCAGCUGCCCUGCCCUGAUGCAAACUUCAUGUCCAUACGGGAAUAUAGACAAGCUGACGAGGAGGACAGUGAAACUAGAAGAAAAGUACCCUCUUUGUCAAGGAUUUGAUGUAUACCUUAAGCAAAGGAGCCCCUCAACCUGGAAACCAUCAGUGAAUUGAAUCACCCCUGCAAACUGUUUUCUUCUUCUCAAAAGUCUGCUGUUCCUGCGUGAAGGACUUCCAGGAAAGAGAAGACAAAACCACUUAGUGACAGGAUGGUGGGCCACACAUGGAUAAACCUCUUCAGACGCAUGAUGCUUGAUCCACCCUGCUGGAAGCUGAAUGACUCACACAAGAUUCUCUAAGGAAGUGAAGAUCUUUCGAACACAAAGGACCCACUGCCAUGGAGCAAAUCUGGAAUUCAAACUUAGCUCCUCUGUAGUCAGACUUGGGACUUUUGUAUACAAAUUAAAGAGAAAUUUACAGCUAUGAGUAUUGGAAAACUUCCAGGGAUUAAGGGCCUUGUGUCUGGCUCCCAGGAGAGACGUCGUUUCAAGAGCGACCUCUCCGUGGACAUGAUCAGCCCGCCACUAGGCGACUUCCGACACACGAUGCACGUCGGCCGUGGCGGAGACGUGUUUGGCGACACUUCAUUCCUUAGCAACUACGGAGGCGUCAGGGAGCCAGGGAGCCCUGACUCGGCAAACAGCUCCAAGUCUACGGGCUUCUUCACACGCACCUUCAGGUACAUACGGAAGAAUUCUGGGCCACGGGGAGAACUUCGCGACCUUUCAUCCCCGCCGCCAGACAUCUCGCCCAUCAUCAAGAAUGCCGUCUCCCUGCCUCAACUCAACAUUGAUUCUCCCAAUGGGUGCCUGCAGAGGGUGAUGCUCCCAAACUCCAUCAGCUCAACAGAUAGUGCCAUCUCCACAUAUGGUAUCCAGUCUGGAUUUGUCACUUUGCCACGCUUCUCUCGCCUUGACAGACCGUUUCUAGAUGGAGAACACAGAGUGUCUCUACGAGAACGUCACGGCAAGGCCGUGACUCGUUCAGACUCCCUCACCUCCUUCACUUUAGACCUCGGCCCCUCCCUGAUGAGCGAGGUUCUGGACUUUUUGGACAACCCCAGCUUCCUCCAGGUAGCCAGCCAUGUCGCCGCAGCUGAGGAGGAAGAGAAAGACGACGCUGAUGAUGAGGAGGAGGAUGACCGAUCUCUAACAGAGACAUUUGUGAGCCCUGCUGGGAGUUCGACAAACUCCUCAGUGCGCAGUGGGUCAUCGAGAAGGAACGUGAACAGUAAGGAGCACUCUUGUAGCAGCAGCUGGACAGAAGAGGACAGGAGGACAGUUGCAGCGUCCUCCAAAUCUCCUCCAAGGUCUCCUCCAAAACAAGAACCUGCCAUGGAGUCCGAGUGCUUCCAGAGGGCAGCUGAUGUGCUGUCUCGGCAUUAUGGCGGAGGGUCCGUCAAAAGGAUGAGUCCUCCUCUUCCCAAAACAUCAUACACUUUCUCCGAAGAGGAAGAAGAAAUCAAAGUGUAGAUGAUAACAAUGAAUUCUGCUCUGUAAUAAUCUUGCUGCCACCAUUUUUUACAGUUUAUUUAAGCUGUUGUAAUAGUUACAUAAUUGCAUUAUGUAAAUACCUGGUUUAAAUAUUUAGUCUUGUUAGUGUAAAGGCUUUAUAAGGGAUUCACAUAUUUCACUUUGCAUACUUAGGGAAAAGUAAACGCAAGAAAAUUACACAAAAAAGAGCUAUAAACAUUUAAGUUAAACCUGAAUACAUUAUUUGAAGUUAGUCCUCUUGUGAAAAUCGUUACCAUACAUAUUUUGUAGAUAUGUUUACUGUUUUAACAAAAGAAAACACAAAUAAUAACAUGUUCCAAACAGUUGUUGGCUUAAUAAACUUUCUUGAAAAAUUU